Messenger RNA from Parasteatoda tepidariorum (common house spider), 567 nucleotides. RefSeq names its product zinc finger HIT domain-containing protein 3. Lineage: Eukaryota; Metazoa; Arthropoda; Arachnida; Araneae; Theridiidae. Gene Ontology annotation, molecular function: protein binding. The record is from RefSeq and is a predicted model, not a curated record.
UUUUAUAAUUUGUUGGAUCAAUUUUAACAUAUUUUUAUUGCUCAUUUUACAGGAAGCAUAUCUUGAUUUGAAAUAUGGUUGUUGGGAAAUGUGAAAUAUGCAAUGUUAAUGGAGCCAAAUACAAGUGUCCAAAGUGUAUUGUGAAAUUUUGCUCUGUUGGAUGUUUUAAGACUCACAAAGAAAAGAAAGAAUGUGUCAAACAAGAAGCUGAUAAUCAGCCGGAAGAAAAGAAAGAAAUUUGGUAUGAGUAUGAAACAGAAGACACUGUUCCACUGGAAAAAUUGAGGCUCUUAGAAACGGAUGAAAAUAUAAAGAAAAAUUUAGAAAAUCCAUUUUUAAGAAAACUUUUGACUAAGGUUAACUACUCGCAAAAUCCCGACACAAGUAUUGAGGAUGCCAUGCAGGAACCUGAAUUUGUUGAUUUUGUGACUCAUUGCUUAAAAACUGUUGAAGAUCAAAGUAGAUAUGAAAAAUGUUAUAAUUCUUAAAUUCUCUACAAAUACAUAGGUGUGUAAAAAUUGUAUAUAAAACUGAUCUUUGAAGUUAUUAAAAUGCAUUUUAUUUAAA